GGGAAUGGCUUUGUUUUGACAAGAUCUUGCAUGGCAUAGGGCUGCAAAAGACGUGGGUAGGGGAAUGUCCUAGCCAUCCUAACUGGCCUUUUGUCUCUUUCCUCCUCAACUCCUUCAGAUGCCCGCCAGGGGUGGUUGGCUGCCCUACAGGACCGAAGCAUCCUUGCCUCCUUGGCUUGGGAUCUGUGUCUCCUGCUACUGUUUGUGGUACAGCACAGCCUCAUGGCAACAGAGGCAGUGAAGGCGUGGACAUCCCGGUACUUUGGCGUCCUGCAGAGGUCUCUCUAUGUGGCGUGCACCGCCCUGGCCUUGCAGUUGGUGAUGCGGUACUGGGAGACGACACCCAGAGGCCCAGUGUUAUGGGAGGCUCAGGCUGAACCAUGGGCCACCUGGGUGCCUCUCUUGUGCUUUGUGCUCCACGUUGUUUCCUGGCUCCUCAUCUUCAGCAUCCUUCUGGUCUUUGACUACGCUGAACUGAUGGGCCUCAAGCAGGUUUAUUACCAUGUGCUGGGACUGGGCGAGCCUCUGUCUCUCAAGUCUCCUCGGGCCCUAAGACUCUUUUCCCACCUCCGACACCCAGUAUGUGUGGAACUGCUGACAGUGCUGUGGGUGGUCCCCACCUUGGGCACUGAUCGACUCCUCCUGGCUCUUCUCUUUACCCUCUACCUGGGCUUGGCUCAUGGGCUUGACCAGCAAGACCUCCGCUACCUCCGGUCUCAGCUACAAAGAAAACUCCAGCUUCUCUCCAGACCCCAGGACGGGGAAGCAAAGUGAGGAGCUAGUUCUAAGCCCUGUAUUUCCUUUCCCACCUCAAGAUCAAAUCCCUUAGCAUCCAGGAAGUGUUUGCUUCAGACCAGAGGUCACGCUCUGAAGGGGCUUGUCCCCUCUCCUGCUUGAGAUCUCAGUUCCAGGGUCCUGAUCCUGAACUCUAAAUUCAGAGUUUCCACCACUGGCCUUCAGAGUCCAUGUCUCACCAACCAAGAAUAGUUUAAAAAACUCUCGAGUCUCCUUUUCUCCGAGAGCAUGGCCUCCACAGACACAGGGUCAGCCUUGAGCACUCACAUCCCUGGCACUGUUAUUGGCUCUGCACCUCAGGGAUUUCCUUCCACGUUUCCACUUCAAGGAGAUGUGUGUCAGGGCCCGUCUGAAAGUUUGUAGGUAGUGGCUCUAUUGUACCACGGCUGUGCUUCUUCCCCACUCCCGCUUUAGGUCCUUUCCUACCGCUCUGUGGUGUCUCCUACAACGAUGUCUCCCGAUUUUAACUCGGGUUGACUAAAGGCUCCCUGUUCUCCCAAAGGAUAUGCGCUGCAGAAAAAUUAAAAAUUUUAUACAUAGGA
Messenger RNA from Grammomys surdaster, 1337 nucleotides. RefSeq names its product nurim (gene Nrm). Gene Ontology annotation, cellular component: nuclear membrane. The record is from RefSeq and is a predicted model, not a curated record. The coding region runs from base 223 to 774 and encodes 183 amino acids. The transcript is spliced from 3 exons. NCBI's taxonomy places the organism in Eukaryota, Metazoa, Chordata, Mammalia, Rodentia, Muridae.